Molecule: messenger RNA, 249 nt
Organism: Symbiodinium natans
Lineage: Eukaryota; Dinophyceae; Suessiales; Symbiodiniaceae
Source: the annotation of a GenBank genome assembly
AUGCCGGCUGCCUCCUGGUGGCGGGCCAGUCCGGCUCCAGGUGGGGCUAUGCCCUCUUGCCGCUGCAGGCGACGGGGCUGCUCCACUCUGAGGGUUUCAAGGGCGCCAAGGGGGCUCUGGAGUUCUGCAGGCUUAGAUUCGCCAGUGCUGCAAAAUAGGCAGCCGUCACAUCCAACAAAGGUCAGCGAGGCAAAAGGACUCGAAGAUGAUCCGUUCAACCCUGGCCUCAAAAAACUCAAGCCGCACUAA